GGGCGCGUUCCGAACCGUGGUGCAUUUAGGAAGAAGGGACCCCCCACACACAUACUUCAGGAGCGCGCAAACGGGCGGAUCCCUCUCUGGAGAAGAAUAGGCGCUGGAUUUUCUCUGUGAAUUAAAGGGCUCUGUGAACCACAAUCAUGGCCUUGGCUGACAUCCAGAUGAAGUCAGAGGACUUUUUGCAAAAAAAACAGCUGAAUGCUGGUGGAUUUGGAAUGGUCUCAUUAUGCUACCACAAAAUUCAUGGGCUUGUAGCGUUAAAAACUGUGUACACUGGGCCUCAACGCACAGAAUGUAACUCUUCCCUUCUAGAGGAAGGUAUGAUGAUGCACAAACUAAAUCAUGAUCGUGUGGUGAAACUGCUGGGUGUCAUCCUGGAAGAUGGAAACUACUCCCUUGUUAUUGAAUACGCACGCAGAGGAGACCUUAUGUCUGUUCUACAAGCAACCUCCAUUCCUUUGCCUGUGAAAGGACGCUUCAUUCAGGAGAUCAUUGAAGGAAUGCUCUAUGUAACAGAGCAGGGUUUAGUGCACAAGGAUCUAAAACCAGAAAAUAUUCUUGUGGAUGAAGAUUUUCACAUCAAGGUAAUAGACCUUGAUGUAGCUUGUUCCAAAAACUGGGGCAGGCUGUCUAAAGAGGAGACCAGCCGACAGAGGAAAAUCAGGCAGCAAUCCAAGAGUGAUGCUGGCACCCUUUCCUACAUGGCCCCAGAGCGUUUGCAGGACAUCAAUACAAUGCCUGUGGAAAAAUCAGACGUUUACAGCUUUGGCAUCAUCUUAUGGGCCAUUUUUGCUGACAAAGAACCUUAUGAGAACGCUGUCAGUGCUACACAUCUGUGUAUCUGCAUCUCAGCAGGGAACAGGCCACCUAUCAAAGAGGUGGAAAACAGUUGUCCAGAUGAGAUUGUUACUUUAAUGGAACAGUCUUGGCAACAACAGCCAAAUGAUCGGCCAGCCUUUGCAGAAAUCAAUUUGAUUUACAAACCAUAUUAUGAACAAAACUUUGAAGAGUAUGUGGAAGACCAUGUGAGAAAAUUAAAAGAAAUAUAUCCUGAACCAACUGAAGUUAUAAAACGGAUGGAGUCUCUCCAAAUAGAUGCUGUGUCAGGACAUCCCAGCAGAGCUCGAUCAGAUCAACCUGGUUCUUUACACAGUUCUCAAGGGCUCACCGCUAACACCAUAGAUGAAGCCAUGUUUGCACCAUAUCCAGAAAAUGAACCUGUAGAAAGCUGUGAAAAUGUCUCUGAGCCUCCAGCAACCUUGCAAAGAAAAUUACAGGAUGAACUGAAUUACCAUUUAUAUGGCAGCCGGAUGGAUAGGCCGGGAAAUCAUUCUGCUGCAUAUAGGGCUGAAAUGCAGGAAGAAGAGAGGAAGAAGAAGGUAUCCUACAACCCAUUUGCCAGAGCACCAGCUGCACCUCAAACACCAAAGAUUUACCCAAGAGCUCAAAAUAUUGAAUCAAGUGUUAGUCACAACAAUAUCAGUACGGCCCAUUCAAAUCAUCCAUGGCCCCCAACACCAACAGGAGCAAUAGAUCCGAAUGGUUUUUUGGGGGCAGAAACUACAAAUCGCACAAGGCUGCUAAGUGCACAAGAUCUCUAUGGAGCAUCCUCCACCACUCCCUUUAAUUUCAGCAAACCACCAGUUCCAGAAUCUGGCGUGAACAGUCAGUCCAAGCCAUAUCAGUUUUCCAAAACCUUCAACCCUGAAACUGGUCCUGUGGAGUCGGUUCCUUUUAGAAAAUACAACUUUGCACAUCCUAGGGGCAGAAUACCUACAGAAGAACCUGCACACUACAACAUAUAUAAUAGUACUGGAAUUCAAAUAGGCUCCUACAACUACUUAGAAAUUAAAAGUCAAGAUAUUCGAGGAAACAAUCCUCCAGCAAGUCCUGAUUAUGGUACAGAAGAUUACCAGAAAUUAUUUGAGAGCACUGCUCUAGUUUCGGAUGUUCACCUAAACCUUGUGAGAGACAACUUGUCCAGACAGUGGAAACACUGUGCUCGUAAACUGGGUUUCAGUGACCCAGAGCUGGAUGAAAUUGACCAUGACUAUGAACGGGAUGGACUCAAAGAAAAAGUUUACCAGAUGUUCCAGAGGUGGAUGAUGAAGGAAGGCAGCAAAAGGGCAACAGUGGGGAAGCUGGCCAAAGCCCUCUGUGCUUGCAAGCGGAUAGACCUCCUCAACAGCUUUGUCAAAAUAAGCCAGGACUCUGAAAGUAGUAACAGAUAAGAAGUCAAACAAAUUGCUGGAGACUUUGGUUGGGUUGGAAAGUUUUCUACAAGACACUUUGUAUUACAAGAAGUGGGUGGUCAUUACAAAUGCUGCCAGCAGACUGCUACUAUGUGCAAGCAGAAUAGGGGGAGGUAAAGAGGUAUUGAUAGCCAGUCUCAGGGGAAGUUUUCAUAGCAGCCAUUCCUCAUGCCAAAAAAGCUACAAAUUUAACAUUAUGCUUUACAGUAGGGACAUACAGAACAUGCACAAUUUGGGUAUUUUACUCCGUGCAUGGAACAAAAUGGGGCUCUUUUGUUCUGUACACGAACCACAAUGUGUUUCUUCCACAGAGGAAGUGGGUGACAGGUGGGGAAGGAUAUCAGCAGCAGUGGCUGAGCAGAGGGACGGAUGGUGAGCCCUGGGAAGGCUGCAGAGCAGAUGGGCAAGAUUUUGGUGUACGCUACUCUGGGCCAUUAGUGGCAAUGGUGGUAGCUGAUGGGGGGGAAGGGAAGGGAAGAGAAGGGAAGAUUGGUGGGGCAGGCCAGUGGGAUAUACCAAUUUGGGGAUUGAUGAUGGGAGAGAAGAAGUGAUACCCACUUUGCCCCACUUGCCUUUCUGGAUUUGUUUCAUCUAAAUCCAGGACAAUCAGAAUGUUCUGGGUCUGGGUUCUGCCAAACCAUGGCUAGCCUGAAAUGGUACAUCAGAACUUCUGGAGUGCUAUGGUCUUUUUUCUAGGUUCAAAAUGCAGUAUUUUUUUCAGUGCUAAACUAAGGGACAUGGUGACAUGAACAAAAUUCAGGUGCCUCGCAACCAGCUCACACUUACGACUAAUUGCAGCUUCCCAUGGUCACGAGAUCUUCAUUUGCAACCUUCCCUGCCAGCUUCCCCCAAGCAAAGUCAAUGGGAAGCCUGCAAGGAAGGUAACAAGUCGCUCGGGAAAGUCUUCCCCUGCCUUUCUUUGCUCGCACACACCACACCCUCCUUCCCCCCUUCAUUCACACAUACCCUGUGCCCUCUUUCUCUGGCCUCCCUGCACUUUCACACACAUAUGCCCCCCACACUCUCUUUCCACAGCCUCCCUGCAAUUGCACACAUGCAUGUACAUACCCCAUGCCCUCCUUCCCUGGCCUCCCUGCAAUCGUACACAUGCCUGCACAUACCCUGCACCCUCUUUUCUCGGCUUCCUUGUGCUUGCAUGCACACAUGCACCCUGCAUCCUCUUUCCUUGGCCUCCCUGCGAUCACACAACCCGCGCCCUUUUUCCACAGCCUUUCUGAGCUUGUCCCUCCCCCAACUUGUGCACAGCCUGUGCUGGGCCUCCCACAGCCCCAUGACACCCCUGCACUCCUUGCCUGGGACUCCCUCUGCUUUCUGCUUAAUGACCUGUGUAUCUUGGGUUACGAUGACAAUCAGGACUGCCUGGAUUGCUGUUGCUAAGCAUGCGGUUACAUGACAUCGUACUUUACAACCACAUCGCUUAGCGAUGGCAAUACCAGUCCCAAUUGCAUUCGUAACUUGAGGACUACCUGUAUGUCAGGUUUUGAAUGGAUUUGUACAAUUUUAAUUUUUUAAAAGUACAGAAAAUGGGCAUAA
Molecule: messenger RNA, 3812 nt
Organism: Candoia aspera
Lineage: Eukaryota; Metazoa; Chordata; Lepidosauria; Squamata; Candoiidae
Gene: RIPK1
Product: receptor interacting serine/threonine kinase 1
Exons: 12
Coding region: 147-2237 (696 amino acids)
Biological process (GO): signal transduction; protein phosphorylation
Cellular component (GO): cytoplasm
Molecular function (GO): protein kinase activity; protein binding; ATP binding
Source: RefSeq, a predicted model, not a curated record